AUGGCACGUCCAAAGAAGACUGAAGAAAAACCAAAGGAAGUUCCAGCUGGUGAUGGAGCAACUUUACAAAUCGAUGUUGCAAGCUUUGUGAGAACUAGAGAUACUUUUAUCGGUGGUCUCGCGACUUUACAAGAAGCUAUCUCAAGUGUUUCUUCCGCCUACAUCAAACAUACCAAUGCUGUCCUCGGCGAACAUGGCACCGGUUAUACCAUCGAUACAGCUCUAUCCAAGCUCGGCGAUAAUCCUCUCCUCGAAACUUUGGGUGCUCUUCAACGCGCUGCAAGUCCUAUCAUAGCGAAAGCUGUGGAUACUGCCCCAGAGAAGAAGGAAAGAAAGAAGAGACAACAUGAUCCAAAUGCGCCAAAGCGUCCUCUGACUCCAUUCUUCCUCUAUAUGCAAACCGCUCGUCCUAUUAUCGCCAAAGACCUUGGGGAUGUUCCCAAGGGAGAGGUUUCAAGUGAAGGUACAAAGAGAUGGACUGAUAUGGCUCCUAAGGACAAAGCUCUUUGGCAAGAUGCCUACAAGGAUAAUCUCCGCCUCUACAAUGCGCGCAUGCACUCCUAUCGCAGAGGUAACCUUACAGCUAAGGAAAUGGGUGAUGAUGCUGCCGCAGCAUACGCUGAUGAGAACAACAUUGGAGCAGAUGCUUCUGCCGAUGCUCAACUCGUAGGAGAAGCCACCGCUGGAGUUACAGCUACAGUUGAGGAAGAAGAAGAUGCCGAAGGUGAACCUGAAGCGGAAGCCGAAGUUGAGAAAUCACCAACUCCAGCUCCAAAGACCCCAAAAGCCAAGGGACGUAAAUCAAAAGGCAAAGCCGAUGUCGCGGAAGAAAUCCCCGCUCCAUCAUCUGCUUCUAUCGUUCCCCCUCAAAAAGAAGCAAGUCCAGCUAGAAAGCGUAAGCGCUCUGGCAAGAAAGCUGAUGAGCCAGUUGUUGCUACUACUACUACUACUGCUGAGCAAGAAGAAGCACCAGCAACAGUUGAAACGCCUAAAUCAGCACCAAAGUCUAGAAAGAAGAAGGCUAAGACUGAUGCAUAG
Botrytis fragariae is the source of this 1038-nucleotide messenger RNA. Its product is annotated as putative high mobility group protein. NCBI's taxonomy places the organism in Eukaryota, Fungi, Ascomycota, Leotiomycetes, Helotiales, Sclerotiniaceae. The transcript has 3 exons. The record is from RefSeq and is a predicted model, not a curated record. The coding region runs from base 1 to 1038 and encodes 345 amino acids.